Paramecium sonneborni is the source of this 385-nucleotide messenger RNA. The record is from the annotation of a GenBank genome assembly. Lineage: Eukaryota; Ciliophora; Oligohymenophorea; Peniculida; Parameciidae.
AUUAAAUUUUAUGAUCAAUAGAUGGAAAUGAAAAAUGAAUUUACAAACUAUUAUCUCUAUAAUUAUUAAAUUCAAAUAUUCAAUAUGAACUAAAAUUUAAGUAAAAAAAAGAGAAGAUAAUAAAAAUGUGUAUUAUUUUGAAUUAAGCCAUGCAAUUAAUAAAAUCUCUAAUUACAAUAGAAUUGCCUAAAUCAUAACUUUUUGAAUUCACAGCAAAUGUGAAAAGUUAAUAUGGAUGCAAUAUAUUGAAAACUAGAUAUCAAACGGAAUUUUAGAAAUAAAUUUAGAACUUAUAAAGAAUAUAAAUGACAAGAAGAUGAUGAUCAAAGUAUUUCGGGUCAAGUUUAAUGUAAAUUCAAGAUUAGAGUAAGUAAUUAUGUUGUAG